Exophiala dermatitidis NIH/UT8656 is the source of this 1134-nucleotide messenger RNA. RefSeq lists its product as uncharacterized. Gene Ontology annotation, biological process: protein N-linked glycosylation. The coding region runs from base 1 to 1134 and encodes 377 amino acids. Lineage: Eukaryota; Fungi; Ascomycota; Eurotiomycetes; Chaetothyriales; Herpotrichiellaceae. The transcript has a single exon. Gene Ontology annotation, molecular function: glycosyltransferase activity. The record is from RefSeq and is a predicted model, not a curated record. Gene Ontology annotation, cellular component: Golgi membrane.
AUGACCUUCGACCAAAUGGCGUUCUCGGCAUGGGCAAUGCCAACCACUGGCAGCUCACAACGGCUCGGUUUCCGGCUGUGGGCCUCGGUGGCCAUUGUCCUACUUAUCAUCUUUGUAAUCACUCCGUUUGAUAACACCCAGUUCCUUCGACCCGAGGCGCCCGGUGAGCAAGAAAAUCAUACCUACGAAGUGCUUGCAGAGUCUCAGACGCCGAGUACACUUCUCGCACAUGGGGACCGUGGCCACAUUGGACUGGUCAGCAUGGCCUACGGCAACGACACCGCCCUGUACGACCGCGCCAUUGACUCUCACGCUCGCCAUGCCGCUCGGCACAACUAUCCGCUAUAUGUUCUCCGGAGAGAAGUGGCCGAGGGAUACUGGAGCAAGACUCUAUAUCUCAUAUCAUUGCUAGUGCACGAACUCUCGAAGCCGCAAGACACACGCCUCGAGUGGCUCAUGUGGUUUGAUGCAGACAGCGUUGCUAUCAACCGGGAGAUACCCUUGGAAGUCUUCGUCCCAAACAUAUCGGACAAAGUGUUUGAGGAUACUAACGUGGUCAUUGCCCACGACGAAUGGGGCAUGAACACGGGGAUCUUCUUCACCCGUGUGCAUCCUCGGUCGGUGACCAUCUUGACCAAAGCCUUCGGCUACCCUAUUUGGCGACCGGAAGAAGACCUAGAACAUGCCUAUGAUCAGAGAGCUCUCGAUCUUACAAUCUGCUCGGCAGAAUUUCAGAGGCACGUCCUCUGGGUUCCCCGACCAUUCUUCAAUGCCAGACAUGAGGAAGUGGUCACGGGCACCAUGUUUGCUCAUUUCUAUUCAGACGCCAAGCGACCUGAACAUAUGCAAGAGUGGCUAUGGAAGCUCGAGGCCGGCGAGGACUCCGACAUGCAGGUUCCUUACGACACCUCCUAUUAUCCUGCACUUGUCAACGACUUCUGGGCCGCAGCUCGAGAGUGUCGCACCCUCGUCACCCUGGGACAGGAGUCGCUGAAGACCGUGCACGACGACGGACACAGAAAGAUCCUCCAGAACAACUUGGACCGGCUAGACAGUGCAUGUAUCUGGAAGACAGAAGACGUGGAAAGUCUCAAGGCCAUCAUCCAAGAAGUCAAACUAGCGACUCACUGGUGA